GAGAGAGAGCGAGAGAGAGAAUCACUGUAAGCCACACACAAGCAAUGCUGAACGCAGCAUGUGCCACCCUACAGACUCUGUCACUUUAUGACGACGAUUGUAUUCACUGAGCACGGGAACCUCCAGGACCUUCCAUCAUCUCUGUUUCUUUGUACACACAGGAGGAUGCAGUGCAAAUGAAACAGGACAUCACUACCUUCUCUCAAACCUGCAGGCUCUGAAUCAGCAUCAGCAAGUUCCAACUCGGACCUUGUGAAGUUUUAGCCAGCCUGUCCUCUUCUGCCUCCUUCUGCUCUCGUCCAGGGAUUUAGUCAGUUCGCUUCUAGCCAUGCAGGUGUCCUUUGCAUGCACAGAUCAUGGGCUCAAGGCACCACGGAACAAUGAGCCAACCAAGCAAAACACAGCAAGUCCGAACACAACGAGUGCAGCCCGGGCUCGGUUCCGCACUGUGGCACUAAUCGCUCGCAGCCUGGGAUCCUUCACACACCGCCACCACAUCUCACUGAAGGAGUCCACAGGCAAACUCACUGGCAUGAAGUACAGAAAUCUUGGGAAAUCCGGAUUGCGAGUAUCAUGUUUGGGGCUUGGAACGUGGGUGACAUUUGGGGGUCAGAUUUCCGAUGAGGUAGCAGAGCAGCUAAUGACUAUAGCCUAUGAGAACGGGGUUAACCUCUUCGACACAGCCGAGGUUUACUCAGCAGGGAAAGCUGAAAUAAUUCUUGGAAAUAUCAUCAAGAAGAAAUGCUGGAGGAGAUCGAGUUUGGUGAUCACUACCAAAAUUUACUGGGGAGGAAAAGCAGAAACUGAAAGAGGUCUCUCGAGGAAGCACAUUAUUGAAGGUCUGAGAGGGUCUUUACAAAGGUUACAGUUAGAAUAUGUGGAUGUCGUCUUUGCCAAUCGGCCCGAUAUCAACACUCCUAUGGAGGAGAUCGUGAGGGCAAUGACUCAUGCUAUAAACCAGGGAAUGGCCAUGUAUUGGGGGACAUCACGCUGGACCGCCAUGGAGAUUAUGGAGGCAUACUCUGUGGCGAGGCAGUUUAACCUGAUCCCUCCAGUGUGUGAGCAGGCCGAGUAUCAUUUCUUCCAGAGAGACAAAGUGGAAGUGCAGAUGCCUGAGCUGUAUCAUAAAAUAGGUGUGGGUGUGGUAUCCUGGUCUCCCCUGGCCUGUGGAAUCAUCACAGGAAAGUAUGAGAAUGGUGUCCCAGAAUCCUCCAGGGCAGCAAUGAAGUCGUACCAGUGGCUGAAGGAUAAGAUAGUGAGUGAGGAUGGAAGGAAACAGCAGGCUAAGCUGAAGGAACUGAGUCACAUUGCAGAAAAGCUUAGCUGUACACUGCCGCAACUUGCCGUGGCUUGGUGCUUGCGGAACGAGGGAGUGAGUUCAGUUCUGCUGGGGAGCUCCAACCCUGCACAACUCACAGAAAACCUGGGCGCAAUACAGGUGCUUCCAAAGAUUACACCUCACAUUGCCUCAGAGAUGGACAAAGUUCUGGGUAACAGACCCCACAGUAAGAAAGACUAUCACCACUGAGGGAUUCUGGGACUGAAACGGAUGUGUGUCAUUCCUGACCUGUCAGUGUGUCUCUCACCUGCUAUGUGGCAUUAAUGUAGACCAUUGCUGUUAUAUUAACAUAAUGGCAGUAUAUUCUGCCCAUACUGUUUCAGUGUGUCUUGAGUCAGUCAGCAGAGCCAUGCAUGCUUACGUGUGUGUCAGUGUGACUGAAGAUCUCUGUGAGAAAAACACCCCACAGUGAUAGUCUAUAUAUUCUAAAGAUGUCCCUCUGUCUAACAUGCAUAAUAAGAAACCGUUACUGGUUGGUCAUCCCUCUUUUGUCUCCUUGAUUACUUUGGACAUUAAAGGACAAGUCUGUUUGAAUCAUCUUGCCUGAGGAUAAAAUGUUAGACUCUAACAUUUAAUUAAAUGUAUUUUGAUAAGAGACAAUGCAGAUACAGUGGAUAAAGAUGCCUGUAGGAUUACACUGUGUGAUUGUGAUUGACUGUAUAAGAUGGAACAGCAUAGAACUGAUGGACAAAUACUGUGACAUUUUCCCCUUAAAAUCAAAAUUCCUUUUUCAUACCAGUGUAUGCCUGUUUCCUAUUCACAGUCGUGCUGUGUGCUGUUUUACCAUGGAUUAUGGAUAUGUACCUAUU
Molecule: messenger RNA, 2148 nt
Organism: Ictalurus furcatus (blue catfish)
Lineage: Eukaryota; Metazoa; Chordata; Actinopteri; Siluriformes; Ictaluridae
Gene: kcnab1b
Product: potassium voltage-gated channel subfamily A regulatory beta subunit 1b
Exons: 14
Coding region: 329-1528 (399 amino acids)
Biological process (GO): transmembrane transport; potassium ion transport; negative regulation of delayed rectifier potassium channel activity
Cellular component (GO): membrane; voltage-gated potassium channel complex; cytoplasm
Molecular function (GO): voltage-gated potassium channel activity; transmembrane transporter binding; potassium channel regulator activity
Source: RefSeq, a predicted model, not a curated record